AUUUGUUGAAACCUUCACCAACAAUAAAAAAAUAAUUAUAUAUAUUUAUAUCCUACUAAAGUUGACUAUCUGUUAACCAUUUGAAGUCAAACAUCUGACGGGUGCACUAAAUCUGGUGAAGAUGAUGCGAUACAUGGCGCUGGUGUCUGCUCUGUUCGUGUUAGUGGCAGCCUCCUUGGUGAUGUCUAUGCCGACACACAUAGACAACAACAAGAGAUCUGAUGUCGCAGAAAAUAUUAUGCGUGAACUAAAGUUACGGCAGGAGAAGAAUGCAGCUGUUGCCGCAAUCAAUGCGAAACUGAAGGAAUUGGAAGGUGAUGGCGACGACAAUGUAGACAACAAUGGCGACGAAAAUGGCGACGACAAUGGCGAUGACAAUGGCGACGAUAAUGGCGACGACAUUGAAGACGACAAUGGCGACGACAAUGAAGUCGACAAUGGAGACGACAAUAGAGACGACAAUGGAGACGACAAUGGAGACGACAAUGGCGACGACAAUGGCGACGACAAUGGCGACGACAAUGGCGACGACAAUGGAGACGACAAUGGCGUCGACAAGGGAAACGACAAUGGCGUCAACAAUGGAGACGACAAUGGCGAUGAAAAUGGCGACGACAAUGGCGACGACAAUGGAGACGACAAUGGCGACGACAAUGGCGAUGACAAUGGCGAUGAUAAUGGCGACGACAAUGGAGACGACAAUGGCGACGACAAUGGAGACGACAAUGGUGACGACAAUGGAGACGACAAUGGAGACGACAAUGGAGACGACAAUGGCGACGACAAUGGCGACGACAAUGGCGUCGACAAUGGAGACGACAAUGGCGUCGACAAUGGAGACGACAAUGGCGACGACAAUGGCGAUGACAAUGGCGACGACAAUGGCGACGACAAUGGAGACGACAAUGGCGACGACAAUGGAGACGACAAUGGUGACGACAAUGGUGACGACAAUGGAGACGACAAUGGAGACGACAAUGGCGACGACAAUGGCGACGACAAUGGAGACGACAAUGGCGUCGACAAUGGAGACGACAAUGGCGACGACAAUGGAGACGACAAUGGAGACGACAAUGAUGACGACAAUGGCGACGACAAUGGAGACGACAAUGGAGACGACAAUGGCGACGACAAUGGAGACGACAAUGGCGACGACAAUGCAGAUGACAAUGGAGACGACAAUGGCGACGACAAUGGAGACGACAAUGGAGACGACAAUGGAGACGACAAUGGAGACGACAAUGGAUACGACCAUGAAGACGACAAUGGAGACGACAAUGACGACGACAACGGAGACGACAACGGAGACGACAACGGAGACGACAAUGUAGACGACAAUAAAGACGACAAUGGCGACGACAAUGGCGACGACAAUGGCGACGACAAUGGCGACGACAAUGGAGACGACAAUGGUGACAACAAUGGAGACGACAAUAGAGACGACAAUGGAGACGACAAUGGCGACGACAAUGGAGACGACAAUGGAGACGACAAUGGAGACGACAAUGGCGACGACAAUGGCGACGACAAUGGAGACGACAAUGGCGUCGACAAUAGAGGUGACGAGAUGAACAAGAGGAUUGAAAUUUUGAAUAAACUGGUUGAGAAAAAGAUUGCUCAACGCCUUCUCGAUCAGUUUAAGUCCAAACGAAGCUCUGAAUAAAUGUCGUCAUAUGAAAAUUAUGUAUAAAAUAAAUGGAAUAUUGUAUCGAAUUACUGACAAACCCAAUCACAUCUUUGGAAACUUCAAUAUUCUCAACCGUGUUACAAAUAAGUACUGGUAUAUAGACGUUUAGAAAAGACUCUUGACGUUUACCAUUUUAAAAUAACAGUAUAACAAUUGUUUUAGAGCAACAUCUCCAAGUACAGUAAUAUAUUAACCCUUAAAGCGCUGGAGCAGAAUUUUAAAGGCCUUUGCAAACAGUUUGGAUCCAGAUGAGACGCCACAGAACGUGGCGUCUCAUCUGGAUCCAAACUGUUUGCUAUUCUGAUAGUAUUCUUUGAAAAAAAUUCGAAGAAAAUGCUAAUUUUAGAAAUUCAACAGACGACAUUUUAGCAGACGACAAAUUUCCCAGCAUGCAAAGGGUUAACAUCAAUCACUUGAGUGGAUACUUACUUUGUAUUUGCAAUUUGAAUGCUGUUAUGUCAAUUUAUUUUUGAUGUUUUGUGAAAACCGGAUGUAGUUCGUUUUUUCCAUGAUUGUGAUGUUAUUGACACUCUGAUCAAACGCAUUACACAUUAGCUGAAUAGAUAAAAAAAGAAUC
This is a messenger RNA of Dreissena polymorpha, 2264 nucleotides long. RefSeq lists its product as uncharacterized. The record is from RefSeq and is a predicted model, not a curated record. Lineage: Eukaryota; Metazoa; Mollusca; Bivalvia; Myida; Dreissenidae. The coding region runs from base 122 to 1663 and encodes 513 amino acids. The transcript is spliced from 4 exons.